Molecule: messenger RNA, 507 nt
Organism: Ostertagia ostertagi
Lineage: Eukaryota; Metazoa; Nematoda; Chromadorea; Rhabditida; Trichostrongylidae
Source: the annotation of a GenBank genome assembly
AUGCAAUAUAAAGUUGAAUUUCAGGUUCUUUUGCUGAUCCAAGAAGGAACUCCGGGUCAAUUUGAAUACAUACUCCCGCUGCUCAACAACUACAGAACGAACAUAGCAACGGGACAGGCAUGGAAGCAUAGAGGGAUGUUGCCAUCUUCUUCGAAAAUGUUCGCAUUGAAAUACGACUCCUUCUUGGAACUGUACGCUCAGUAUAACACAGCAGGUUGCGAAACAAGUAACAUGAUUCCACCAGGAGGGUCAAUGAAUUUUUACAAGAUAUAUGGGUUGCCGACUGAUUAUGAUAACGCCACUGUGGUACCACUAGCGUUCGCAACUUGGACGCAACCAGUACUGCGUCAUGAGAUAGACGAUCAAAUCACGUACGCUAACACAAAUCUGGAAACUUUUGCUAAUAUGGCCUACUACAAGUCAACUCACGUUGGAUGCGCAUACCAAGCUUGUCCAACAUCGCAGCCUCCUGCACACGCAGUAGCAUGUGUGUUUGACUCGGCGUGA